Messenger RNA from Pyrus x bretschneideri (Chinese white pear), 1662 nucleotides. RefSeq names its product BAHD acyltransferase BIA1. The record is from RefSeq and is a predicted model, not a curated record. NCBI's taxonomy places the organism in Eukaryota, Viridiplantae, Streptophyta, Magnoliopsida, Rosales, Rosaceae.
GGAUCACUUUUGGUUAUGUCUAGUCAAUGCCUUCCUUUGCUCGAGUCGCAAAUGGUAGAUAAUGAGACAAUAUUAUAAUGGUGAUCUAGAUCUGCGUCGUUAUAUGGAGGGUCCUGUUAUGAUUGUGAAAGUCGAAGAGUGGAGAAAAACGAUGGCUUCAGAAAAGAUCAAGGUUGAAAUAACCCACAAGGAAACAAUUAAACCAUCCUCUCCAACUCCUCGCCACCUUUCAAGUACCGAUCUCUCGGUUUUCGAUCAGUUUACGCCUGAAAUUUAUGUCCCAUUACUUCUCUUCUAUCCCAGCUCCAGUGAUGAGGAGGUCAAUAAUAUUGAUCACCAUUCUUUGUUUGCUGAAAGAUCCAACCUUCUGAAAACAUCGUUGUCUGAAGCCCUCACUCGGUUCUACCCUUUUGCCGGAGAAUUCGUAUACAACGUUUCGAUCAGAUGCAAUGAUCAUGGGGCUGGAUUUCAUGAAGCCCAAGUCAACUGUUCCUUAUCGAAGAUUUUGGAGAACCCUGAUUUAGGGAUCCUAAAACUAUUUGUUCCAACUGCUGUAGAAUCCAAGCAAGCAGAGGCAGGCCAUCUUCUCCUUGUCCAGGUCAACUUAUUUAAAUGUGGUGGAAUGGCAAUUGGGGUCAGCAUUUCACAUAAGGUCGCCGAUGCCUCUACACUAAGCACAUUCAUCAAAAGCUGGACUGAAAUUGCCCUUGGCUCAGGUAUUACUACUGUUCCUGCUGUGCUUCCUGCAGAGUUUCGGGUUGCAGCUACUCUAUUCCCACCACAAGAUUUCUUUAGCUCAUCCAAACCAAUUGUGGAAUUUGCGGAAAACAAGUGUGUAACAAAGAGAUUUGUGUUUGAUGCUGCAAAGAUUGCUGCUCUCAAGUCCAAAGCUGCCAGUAUCACCCUGCCGAAUCCAACGCGUGUUGAAGUUGUGUCCGCGCUCAUUUGGAAGUGUGCCACUGAAGCAUCGAGAUCAAACUUGGGUUUUGUAAAGCCAUCUGUGUUGCUUCAAGUGUUGAACAUGAGGAAAAGAUCAGGGCAGGCAAUGACAGAAAACAUAUUGGGGAACUUUUUGUGGUACUUUACAACAACGACUAUGGAAAGUGAAUUGGAUCUUGAAAGCUUGGUUGGGAAACUCAGGAAAGGCAUUGAGGAAUAUAAGGAAAAGUAUUCUAAUGGACUUAGUAGUGAGGUUAUAUUUCAAAGCUUGAAAGAGUCCGGGAAUCUCUUGCUAAAGGAUAGUACAGAAAAUUAUACUUGUACCAGUUGGUGCAGGUUUCCCUUCUACGAAGCCAAUUUCGGGUGGGGGAAGCCUUCAUGGGUGAGUACCCAUGGCAGUGAGUUGAAGAAUAAAAUUCUGUUGAUGGACAUGAGUGACGGGGUUGGCAUAGAAGCGACAUUGACUCUCAAAGAAGAAGACAUGGCCAUAAUUGAAAGCAACAAGGAGCUGCUUGCGUAUGCUUCAGUGAAUUCAACUGUCAUUUAAUCAUUACUUUGUGUGCUUACAUUGUGUGGAUCUUUGAUUUGGAGCUCUCUCAAGAAUGCUUCGAUGCUUGUACUAUGUUUGUGAUUUCGUUUCAUUGCUGUUUGUGCUUUCAUUUCAUUGCCUCUUAUUUGUAUGUGUGGUUUUUUUUCCCGAUAAAAAAUGAUAUGUUUUCUGAA